Trichomonas vaginalis G3 is the source of this 8952-nucleotide messenger RNA. Its product is annotated as negative regulation of non-canonical Wnt signaling pathway. Gene Ontology annotation, molecular function: ubiquitin-protein transferase activity; ATP hydrolysis activity. Bases 1 to 8952 code for a protein of 2983 amino acids. The transcript has a single exon. NCBI's taxonomy places the organism in Eukaryota, Parabasalia, Trichomonadida, Trichomonadidae. The record is from RefSeq and is a predicted model, not a curated record.
AUGACCAUGUUAAGGCUAAUUAUUGAGCCUGAUGGUUACCAUGUUUACGACGGAGCAAAAGAUUUCAAAAAAGAUUUAUGUGAGGCAAUUGAGAAAAAUAAGUAUAAAGACGAGUUUGACAAAAACAUCAAAAAACUUGAAGGCAAGGCGCUAAAGUUCUUAAAUAAGUCAAUUGAACUUGAUUUACCAUUUGAGGAGGACAAGAUAAGCGAAUUUAUCGCAAAUCUGACUAAAAAAGUCAAAAAGUGCAAUCCAAAUGAAGAGAUCAACAAUACAGAUGCAUUCAAGCAACAUUUGGAACGUGCUAACGGCAAAAUUACAGUAACUCAUAAUGGAUUCAGUAUUACAGGCCAAUACCAUGAAAACAGACAGGACUUUGGGAUCUCUAUCAACAAAGAGUUCUUCGAAAAGUUUUUAAGCUCACUUCCUACAACAGAAUCUUCAGAUAAGAGAACUUCAGGAAAGGAAGCUCAGUCAAGUGUUGGAGCGCUUUACAACGAGUUUUAUGAAAAUCUAAUCAAAAUCAUGACAAUUCUUAACUACGAUCAAAAUUUAGGAUCAUAUGAAUACAAUUUUGAUCAAAGAGCGUUUAAGGACAUUAAAAAUAUCAAUAAUAAACUAAAUGUUUACAUUAACAAUCAUUCUAUUAAAGACAUGACUAUCGAAAAACAAGCAGUAUUUGAUUUGAUCAGUGCAUUCUUUACAAAAGAUAACUUAGAGCAGCUCAAACUACACAAAGAUAAGUAUGAUGCCAUAAAUACAAUAUUUACACCCGAUCAACUUGAAUUCUUAAAAAAUCCAGAUGAAUAUCUGAACACUCUUCAUGAUUUCUUCAGGAAAUACCAAAUAGAAUGCAUCAAGCAUCCAGAAGAAUUCUUUGAUUCAGUAAAAGAUUUCUUUUUUGGUGUUGAUCAGGCAAAUCAAGAAUUAACAACUAAUCAAUUACUUGCUGCUGAUCGCGAUAAAUACAUAAAGAAACCAGCACUAUUCGUUGGAGAAGUGGGUGAACAUCUCACAAAUAAACAAAAAAUUAAAAUAAUUUCUCCAGAAAAAGAGAAAAAUUAUGGAGAAAUUUUUGGAGGAUGUCUUGAAAAAAUCGAAAAUGGCAGAUAUCCAGGUCCACUCAAGAGUUACAUUUCCUACGAAGAUAUCGAACAAUUGAGCUCAUACAAGACGAAACCAGAAAUAUUAGGAAAGCACUUAAUGGAAUCAUUUUUUGCAAAAUUACUUUCCGAUUACAAAGAAUUAGGUGAUUUUUUGUCAGAAGAAACAAAGCAAUUUUUGGAGAACUGCGUCAAAGAACAAAACUACAUCAGAAAAUUCUUCACUGCUUCACAAAUAGAGGCAUUUAAAAAAGGAGAAAAAAUUUAUUUCACUUACGAACAAAUGGAUCAGUUCAGAAAAGGAAAUCAAGAAGAUUUAGUGUUUUUCUCUCAGGAACAACUUAAUAAAAUCAAUGAUAAAUUGAAACAAAUUGAUUGUGUAUUGAAUUUCUUCACUGAUGAUCAACUUAAUCACAUUUGUUACACGUAUAAAAUAACAUUUACUAAAGAACAAAUGCAAGACUUCAAAAAUCCAACAGUUAUUUUCUUCAAUCAAAAACAAUUGGAUAUUUUGAAACCAAGCAAAACAUUGGAUAAAAACACAAUUUACGUUAAGAAUCCUUUCAUCACAAAUUUGACAGACCAACAAAUCCUUACUCUCAAAGAUUUAAGCCCGAUUUCUUUAACUGAAGAACAAUUAAAUAACUUGAAAAAUUGUUCGGAAAUUUUCACAAGCGAAGAUCAAUUCCACAAUUUCAUUGAUUAUGAGUUAUUUAAUAAAACAAAUACAAGAAUCAAAUUGUCACAAGAAGAAAUCAGAAAGAGAAUUGAUGCAAGACUUGAUGAAAAGACUUUGAAUCAUUUGGCAGAAGAUUUGAAUAAUUCAAAAAGCACUAGUUCCCCUACAAAUCUUGAAUCAUCUGUUUUCCAGAAAUUAUUCCAAUCAUUUGACUCGGAAUUUAUCAGAAACCUCUUUAAUAAGGAAACAAAUAUCAACAAGAUGACAAAAGAACAAAUUCAAAACAAAAUCAAAGAUGUUUUUAACAACGAUGUUCGUGAUAAAUUGGCAAAAGAAUUGUUCAAUAGAUGCCAAACACAACCGACUGAAAAAAUGCAACAUUUCAUCACAGAUAAACAACUUAUUUCUCAAGGAAUAAGUAUUGAUAAGUUGGUUCGUAUUAAAUCCCCUGAAAUUUACAACAAUUUUGAUGGAGUUUCGGAAUUCAAAUUUUCUGACGACCAAAUCAUUAUUUUGAAUAAUUCAAAAGAAAUCUUUCUCACUGAAGAACAGCUUAAUUUCUUCAAAUCAAAUUCAUUGAUAGAUCUCUCUGACGCCAAAAUUACUAAAAUCGAUCAAUUACCUCCUUUGGAAGAAGGACAAAAGAAUAUUUUGCAAACUAAAUCAACAUCUCUACAACACAUUAAUGUUUUGUUUUCAAAAGAACAAAAAGAAAUUCUUCUUGGUGUAAAAGAAAUUUCUCAACCAUUAAUUUCCUUCUUCACACAGGAAAAGAUUGAUCAUCUCAAAGGAAAAGAUCAACUCCAUGGUACAAUAACUGAUUUGAUUCCUGAAGAACAUAAGAAAUAUCUUUUUAGUACAAAGAAACAACUAAUUAUUUUGGAGAACCUUUUGACAAAAAAUCAAAAAGCGACACUCGAAAAAACAGAACCAUCAAAUAAUUUGGAAAAAUUCUUUACAGAAGAACAAAUCAAUUAUUUCAAGAACACUAAAACUAAACAUUUUGGUGAAUCGCUUGAUGUAAUAUUAUCACCAGAACAGCGUGAUUUAUUCAAGAAUCCAUCAAGUUUUGCUGAAAUAAUGAAAAGAGCAUUUUCUAAUUUCGAAGUUAAUGAGGAAAAAAAUAUUUUUGAAAAUAUUAACGAUGCGUUGAAAUCUCGAAAUUGGGUAGAACAGUAUGUAAUUUUGAACGGUUUUAAGAGCAAAUCGGUUUUCACAUUUAAACUUGAUAAGUAUUCAAAGAUCUUUUGGCAUCUCUACAAGUUUACUUCUGUCACUCGCCAUUACUCACAAAAAUGUUCUCCAAUCAAUUUAUCGAACCUCAUUUUCUGUACAAAACAAACAGAUAUCAAAACAAGAGUUAAAUCUUUAGAUUUCCAAGGCGAUUUUUGGUUCAUAAACUACAUCAUUAUUGUUGGAUCCGAAUUCCUUUCCGAAAAUCAAAGAUCGGAAUUGAAUACGAUAAUAGCAGCAGAACAAUCAUAUAAAACAAGAAUCAUCAUUUUCACUGCAUCAGGAGAAAAUAAAAGCGAAUAUCUUAAUGAAGCCGAUUUGAUUAAGAUAGAAGACAAUUUAAACACAAUAAAAUCUAAGAGAAAUAUAGAUUAUAUGGAUUCUUAUGACAAAUUGAGAGAUAAAGUCCAUCUAGUCUUCAAUUUAGUUCCUGGUGCAGAUUCCGUGAAAAAAUUGAUGAAAGACCAUAAUUUUGUCACUUUUUAUGUUUCACCAAAAGAUCCACAAAUUCCCAAGUUGACUUAUUUAGACAAAGACGUCUAUUUGUAUAUUGAUCCUGAGAUUGCUUCAGAAAACACAAAGUUCUUCCACCAACUCUAUCAAUUCGCUUUCUUCAGAGUUACAGAAAACUUUGUUGAAAACAAUUUGAAUGAAGACCGCAAUUUAUACAUCGAAUUCCCUUCGAUCGGUAUUCUAAACAGCCUUGAUGAUUUCCCAUUCCCUGUCAAGCCAGAGAACGUUCAUGUCUUGAAACCAGACUAUUUCACAAAUGAAACAAUAUUUGUUGAUAACAGAUUAAACAUGAGGAACGAAAAAAUCACAUUUGAAGCAGAUGGAAAAGUCAAAGUAGAUGGGAAAGAAUUUGGUGUUGCAGCAGUUAUUAGCCAAGAAGAAUACAUUGGAAAAACUCUUCAAAAUGUUUUGGAUAACAUUAUUGCAAAGCAAUUCAAUGGAGAAAACCUCAAAUACUAUGAUUUGUUGGUUAAAUUGUACAACAUCUUUUUCGAAAAUCAAAUCAAAAGCUUUUCACUUUGCACAUUGAGAUCUCUCAGCACUUAUUUCGAGAAAUACUAUAAAUGGUUUGAUAUCAAAAAUCCAUCUACAAAAUCCGAAAAAUCAACUGAGAAAUCGGAUGAAAUACCUGUUCCAAUGCAAUUGUUCUUCCUUGAAUCUGCAUUCAUUGUUUGCACACAGCAUGCAUUUAAGAACAAGAAAACUAUUUACAUGAUGCCUUAUUUCAUGUUUUCUCCGAAUUAUAUUGAAGAUUAUAUUAUUCAAAAGAAGAUUUCUGAGAAAUUUAGUUAUGAUUUUAAAGUGCCAGUUGAUAUUUAUAAGUUCUUCAGGACAAACGUAUCCUGGAAUGUUCUUGAUUAUUGGCCAAAAGCUUACGAAUUGGUUUCAAAACAAUUCACGACGAAUGAAGAAGUAAAAACAAGUGUAUUUAUUGCUGAAUGCAAUGAAUUUUUGAAACAAUUCGAAUGCACAACCGAAUGCAAGUAUAUUGAAGAAUUAUGCAAAGCAGUUGAAAAUUUCAAAGACCUUUGUGAUGUAGUAUCAAAAUCGAAUUAUCAGACAUUGAUGAUGAGGAGAGAAAAGGAAUAUAAGGGGGAACCAAGAGGAACAUUUAUUAAUGUUUCAGAUUUGUUUGGAACAAUUUCUGUGACACAGACAUCAUUUAUCAGAUUUGUCAUUUUGCUUUCUCGUAUUGCUGCACAGAUUCCUUAUUGUCUGACUGGAGAAACAGGUUGCGGAAAGACAAUGGCUCUGGAAUUCCUCAAAGAAGCUUUUAGAAUCUUCAAACAUGAUAAUUAUGUUUUCAUUUUCAUUGAUGUAAAUGCUGAAACAACAAUUGAAGAUUACAUCAAUGCAAAGAAACAAUACAUCCUUCCAGGUACAGAUUAUCAAUUAAUAAGUGGAGAACAACAUAUCCACGUUAUUUUCGAUGAAGCAAACACUUCUUUCAUUUGUCCACAAAUUUUCUACGAAAUUAGCCAAAUUUCGAAGCUUCCAACUAAUGCAUUCUUCUCGUUAUCAAGUGGCUGCAUGAUCAACAAAGUGGCCAAAACAAAUGAUAUAACAGAUGAAAUGGCUUCAAACAAUGUCGCACAAGAUCUUGCACAAGGAAAAGUCAUUAAGCCUCAUGAUUACAUUUUGACAAAGAAUUAUAUCAAGGAAUCGCAUAUUCAAAUGAAGUAUUUCGUGAAUGAACAAACCAACUUGAUAUCAGAGUAUGAAAUCGACUGCAAUCCAUAUUCAAUUAGUGAUGAAAAAGACGAUUUCAUGUUCGAAGAUGAAGAAAUAACCAUAAAAGGAAAACUCAAAUAUUUCAUGAAUUGCGUACUAAAAAUCGAAGGAAAACUUAAAGAAAAAAACCUCAUUGAUGCAUUCUUUAAUUUCGCUCAAACUACUUUGGUAGAAAGUAUUCGAUUUAUUAGAUGCUAUUACAAUGACAGAGCUGCUGCUUCUUACAGAGAAGUUGAUUUUGUCUGCAGUUUAUUCAAAGACAUUCUUAAAAAUGAUUUCGAUAGUUUUGAGAAAAAUGAUUCCGAUAGUUUUGAGAAAAAUGAUUCCGAUAGUUUUGAGAAAAAUGAUUCCGAUAGUUUUGAGAAAAAUAAUUUGUAUAAAGCAUUUUUCAUCGCAAUUUUCUUCAGAUUCGUUGGCCGUCUCCCGAAGAAAUUCAAGUUCAAAAAUGAUAAAAUCUUCCAAGAUCACAAGAGACUUAAAGCGCUUUAUACUCAGGAAUUAGCUGGUAAAUUCAAGAAAGAAGGAAUUAAUCCGAGAUCCGAUUUCCUCGAAUAUAUUUUCCAGAAAAUAAAUUCUACAAAAAGCAAUUUACCAACGGAUAUCCAAAAAUCCAAUGAUGUUUUGGAACUGUUCAAAAAGAUGUCUUAUAGAGUAUCAAAAGAUAUCUUCGAUUACAACCAGCAUAUCUUGUUAUUCGAUGCUUUGGCCGAACACUUUUACGCGAUAAUUGUUUGCGCGAGGACAGGAUUCUCCACUUUCUUGCUUGGCCAGCCAGGCACAUCCAAAUCAUUCUCCUGCAAAGCACUGAUGAACUACAUAGGCAACAAACUUCCUCCAAUCAAGUACGCUGUCUUCCACUCAAAUAGAACAUGCACAAGUGAUGGUUUGAAGAUCUUAUUCGAAGAAUGCGCCAGACAAAAACUUCUCCAUUUGAUGGAUAAGUAUUACUUCAUUAAUUUCAUCGAAGAAAUCGGUUUGUUGGUGAAUUCGGAAUUCAAUCCAACAAAGAUUUUCCAUGAGAUUUUAGUCAAAGGUGUUCAGAUUCUUGACCAAAGAGUUAAGAUUCCUGUUGUCGCUUUCUCAAACUACAGAUUGGAUUUCUCAAACAUGAACAGAGCAAUUAUCUUCUUCACUGAUAAAUACGAAAGAGAAGAUUUCCAGAGAGCUAUUGCAUUCAAAGCAAAACAAGAUAAAAAGGAGGGCAAUCCAUAUAUCGAAAAUUUCGAUGAAUGGUAUCACGAGUUCGACAAACUAGAAGAAGAAGAAACUGCUAUUUACAACGACUUACUUGAUCAAAUCCAAAAGACAGAUGAGCUUUCAAUGAGACACAUUUUCUCCCAAUACUUUGAAAUCUAUAGAAUGUAUCAAAAGUUCAAAAAGGCCAGAAAAUCAGACUAUCCGGAGUUGCUGAAAGAAAUCAAAAAUGAUCUAGUUAAACAAACUUUCAUUGCUUAUUAUCAUAUAGAUAAUAAUCAAGAAAAUGAUAACCAACAGAUACCCGAACAAAGAAUCGAAAAUUUGAUGGAAGAGAUCAAAGACAAUCAGACAAAAUUCAGAAAAGGAAUUUGCGUUGUUUCUGAAGGAUACGCAUUUUGUCUUGCUCUUUUUGAUCAUUUAAAUGAUCUUGCUGGUAUCCAACGUUCAGUAGUUUCAGAAUCUGAUUUCACUAUUUCUGAAAAAGACAUUUUCAAUCAGAUGCUGGAAUUCUUCAAGAUUGAUGAAAAAAAUAAAAAAUCCAAGCUACUUAUCAUCAUUGGUUAUCCUAAGUCAAUGGACACAACAUUGGAUUUAACGAAUUCAAAUGAUACAGAAUACACUUGCACUUUUGAAGAUGAAGGUGAAGAACAAUACGGUCAUCUUACUAUAACAAACGACAUCUUUGGCAUCAAAUUUUCUGCUAAAGAAAGAUUCAAGAUUUUGUUGUUCCUUCCACAAAGAAGUUACGUGAAAGGUCCAAUUCUUGAUAGAUUCAACAUUUAUGAUUUCCCAAUUAAUAAAAUCCAAGAAUACUUUUAUAAAGAUUCGCCAAAAACAGAAUUUUCUGUUAAUGAAAAUUUCAAGAGUUUUUAUGAUUUGUAUUGUACAAACAAAGAAAAUCACAAACAGCAUUCAAAGCACAAAUACAUCAUUAAAACAGAAUCAAGGUUGAUGCAAUUGGAUGAUUUCAAAGAAAUGCUUUGUGAUGAAAAUAUUAAAAUUUACUCACAAGAUGUUAUCAAAGAUUCUGUAUCAUUCAUCCAGAAUAUCAAAUACGAUUAUCAAGAGAAUAUCAAAGACGAUUAUCAAAUUAUUAUCAAUUUGACUCGUAUCAAUACUGAGAGUUUAAUUGCACUUUUGUAUCAGAUUCACAAAGUUCACGAAUGCCCGAAUACCAACUAUUACAUCAUUGUCUACAACUGUGAGUUUUCUUUGCAAUCAUUACCAUUUUGUCCGAUUUAUUCCAUUAAAUCUUUGGACUACAAUUUGUAUUUGGAUGCUUCAGGAACUGCGAUAGAUUUCAUGAAAGUUUUUUAUAAGCCUCUAAAGGAUGUAAUGUUCUUUGAAUUAUCAAGGUUCAAUCAAAUGGAAAAAGAAGAUAUUGAAAGUUUUAAUGAAAAGUUCAAAAAGAUGGAGGUUGAUCCUGAAUGUCAAUCCGAUUUGAAAUAUUGGAAUAAUAAAUGGCUCGAAAUCAAAGUCACAGAUAAUUUAGAUCUUAACUCACUCUACAGCCAAAUCGUUGUGAAAUUUGAAGAUGAAACAAAUUUGAGCAUCAUUAGGAUGCUUCUUCAUGAAAUCAUGAGGCCUGAUGGGAAGUAUUUUUUAUUGAUCAAAGGUAAACAAAAUGAAAAGAUCCGUCAAAAUGCAAUUGACAUUUUCUACAAUUACAUUAAAUUGUCCAACGAGUAUCCAAAUGUUAAAAGUUUGUUGAAUUUCGAAGUAAAUAUUGAUAACAAUGAAAAUUACCUAGAAAAUCCGUUCAGUUGUAUUUAUGGUGUAUUCCGUACAAAUAAAGAAUACAAUGCCAUUAAUUUAAGAAACCUUGACGAAAUAAAUAAAGAAGAAGAUCUGAAUAUUGUAAGCGAAAUCAUUGAAAAAGCAAAUGAUUUUAAUACAGUCAAUUCUAAACCGUUUUUGGAUAUACUUUCGGAAGUCAUCACAAUUCCUAAUGAUACAACUGAUUACAAGCUGAUGCAGUUUCUCUAUUCCUUGAAGGAUAAGUAUCAGCCAGACAUGUCUGCAAUUUUCGUUUCUUUGAUGUGUUGCACAUCUCUUAAAGAUUGCAAAGACUAUCCUUCAAUUGAGCGGAUAUUCGAAAUUGAUGAAGAGCUUCAAAACAACUACUGGGAUGAUGAAUUCAGAAAUCUCUCACAAGAUAAUGAAUCAAUUUAUAAUUACCUAUCUAAAAAGAAUUUCUUCAAAACUAAAUCUGAUUCUUCGUUACAUACGAAUAUAUUCAUAGGAAGAGACAAAGUUCUUUGCAUGUCAAAUAAAGAAAUUAAGAAGAAUUUCGAAGGAUGUUGCGAAUCCAUUCUUGAUGAAAUUAAGGACGUAGAAAAUGAUGUAGAGCCGAAAAAUGCAAGACUUGACUUCUUAUACAAGGUGAUGAAAGCCCACAAAAAGUACAUGUCCAAUCAAAAACUUUCUAAUAUCACAUUUAGAUUUGAUAAGAAAUUCAUCAAUGAUGACAAGAUUUUGAAACACAUUCUUGAAUAA